This is a messenger RNA of Ochlerotatus camptorhynchus, 1261 nucleotides long. RefSeq names its product GTPase Era, mitochondrial. Gene Ontology annotation, molecular function: rRNA binding; GTP binding; ribosomal small subunit binding. The transcript is spliced from 2 exons. The coding region runs from base 112 to 1200 and encodes 362 amino acids. The record is from RefSeq and is a predicted model, not a curated record. NCBI's taxonomy places the organism in Eukaryota, Metazoa, Arthropoda, Insecta, Diptera, Culicidae. Gene Ontology annotation, cellular component: mitochondrial matrix. Gene Ontology annotation, biological process: ribosomal small subunit assembly.
AAACAAGCUCACAUCAUUAAAUGUAAUAUGAUCCAGUUCUUCUGAAUUUCGUUGUUUAAUUCGAUAAUUCGAUUAUUAGUUCUGUGUAAGUUUGCGAACUGAAUCAGGAAGAUGUUAGACAGAGCUCUGCUUGUAUUGGUACGCCAAGGUGUUCCCCGGUCGCCGCAGUACUGGGCUCGGAAUUUCAGUGCAAAAACAUCGGAAAACGUCUCGGACAAAAAGGAUCCACAGUCAAACGAAAAGCUGAUAAAAGUGGCAAUCAUUGGCGUGCCCAAUGCCGGCAAAAGUACAUUGAUCAAUCACCUGAUUGAUCAUCGGGUUUGCCCUACAUCGAUGAAGGUGCAUACGACGCGAAGCACUGCAAGGGCAAUCCAAAGCCGUGCCAACUCGCAGAUGAUACUGUUCGACACUCCUGGUUUGGUUGGAGACCGCGAAGUCAAAAAGCACCAUAUUGAUUCGAAUUUCCUGUCGUCCUGUCGACAUGCGGUACAAAACUCAAACCUGAUCGGUGUGGUUCACGACAUUUCCAAUUCAUGGAACAGGAAUACACUCAAUCCUAUUAUGGUGGAUGUGCUAAAGAGUUACAGUCAUAUUCCCAGCUUCCUGAUACUGAACAAGAUCGAUACACUGAAGUCGAAGCGAAUUCUGCUGGAUAUCGUGAAGAGUAUCACAAACAACCAGUUGGAAAGCAUAAAGAACUAUCGCAUCAAAAAGCGCAAGAGCUUGGAGAAUGCACCAGCAGAAGUGAAAUCCCAGGCAGUGGAUGUGGAAGGAUGGCCUCACUUUUCUGAAAUUUUCAUGGUAUCAGCUGUCACCGGGGAUGGAUUGAAGGAGGUGAUGAAUUUCAUCUAUUCCCAUGCAAAGAGUGGACCGUGGGAGCACUUGGCGUCGGAAACAACGGAUCAGACCCCGGAACAAUUGAUCGUGCAAAGCGUUCGGGCUCGCCUGUUGGACUAUCUUCCACAGGAGAUUCCGUACUCGCUGAAUACAGAGCUGGAAUUCUUCGAGAAUAUGAAUGGAAAGAUCUUUGCCAGUGCAGUGGUGACCUGUCCGAGUGAGCGACUGGAACGGUUGGUUUGUGGAGAAGGCAACGGGAAACUGAGACAGAUUACGGAACGCGUUACGUCGGAUUUGAUUGAGACGUUUACGGUGCCGAUUUCAUUGACGAUAGUCACUAGGAUUAAGAGCAAGGAGAAGUAAUGCAGAAACGAGGUUGGAAUAAAACAAUGCUAUCUACGUGGUAUUUGCAAUUAAUAGUAAA